GGCGCUUGCGACGACGUCGUCACAUACUGAAUGGUAACUUGACGCAUCUUACUAUUACUCCUCUCACCGUGGAGGGUAUGGAGUAUGUGCUGAAUCUGUGGCAAUGAUCUGAAGACGGGGAGGAAGGAAAAAAAUAUGCGUCAACAGGGACAAGAGAAACAGCAUUGUCGAUUUGUGAAGGACAAAGUAUAAAUAGAUGUAACAUCUUGUGUUUCCACAGUCAGCCAACCAACCUCAAUCAGAGCAGUCAUUCAGUUCUCCUCUUCUGGUUUGAAGCAACUACAAGAAAUAUGCGUCAAUUCAUGACUUUGUCCUUUCUUCUGGGUGUGGCGUUGGCCGACAAUGCCUAUGCCCCCGCCCCUUAUCAUCCGGCUCCGUAUCACCCAGCCCCGUACCAUCCGGCCCCUGCCCCUUAUCAUCCGGCCCCUGUGCAUCAUCCCACCCCUGUGCAUCACCCUGCUCCUUACAAGCCUGCUCAUCAUGAUGAGUACAAAUCUCCUCCCAGGCCUUUUGCUUAUGAAUACGGCGUGAAGGACGAAUACUCCGGUGCGUACUUCGAUAAGAAGGAGACUCAAGAUGAGUACGGAGUGGUUGCCGGAGAAUACCGUGUGGCUCUUCCCGACGGUCGCACCCAAAUCGUGACCUAUCAUGCUGACCACGAGAACGGAUACAUUGCCGAUGUCAAAUAUGAAGGCACUCCCCACUACGAGCCUCAUCAUGAGAAGGGAUACAAGGCCGAGCCAGCUUACCAUCCCGCCCCCGCUUACAAGCCCGAGCCUUAUCACCCCGCCCCUUCUUACAAACACGAGCCUUACCAUCCCGCCCCAGCCUAUAAGCCCGAGCCGUAUCAUCCAGCUCCUUCCUACAAGCACAAGCCCGCUUACCAUCCCGCCCCUGCUUACAAGCCCAAGCCUGUGUACCACCCCGCCCCUUAUAAGCCCGCCCCUUAUAAGCCCGCUCCUUAUAAGCCCGCUCCCUACCAUCCCGCCCCUUCUUACAGUGGUUAAACGCUUCAAAAACAACGCACGCAUAUUUCAAUGACGCCCCAAUUUCACCAUAACUUAAUUAUUUAUGCUUGUACUACAACUCUAGGCGCCUCAUGACAAGUUAUAUCGCCAUUUCCAUCAACAAGGGUAUUAAAAAAAACUAUCAAUCAAUCGUUGCAAAUGAGCAACACGGCUACCAAAUUAUAUCGCCACUAGUCUACCAGAAAUAAAUUCAUUUGAACUUGA
This is a messenger RNA of Tigriopus californicus, 1232 nucleotides long. Its product is annotated as adhesive plaque matrix protein-like. The coding region runs from base 291 to 1007 and encodes 238 amino acids. The record is from RefSeq and is a predicted model, not a curated record. Gene Ontology annotation, cellular component: extracellular matrix. The transcript is spliced from 2 exons. Lineage: Eukaryota; Metazoa; Arthropoda; Copepoda; Harpacticoida; Harpacticidae.